Molecule: messenger RNA, 4820 nt
Organism: Heterocephalus glaber (naked mole-rat)
Lineage: Eukaryota; Metazoa; Chordata; Mammalia; Rodentia; Bathyergidae
Source: RefSeq, a predicted model, not a curated record
UUGUGUUGAGCUGAAGGAACUUGUCCACUGCUUUCCCAGAAAACCUCUUUCUCUCAAUUCAUGAGCCAGCAGGAUGUGGUCGCUGCACUUUCAGAACGCCUUCUCAUAGCUGCAUACAAAGGCCAAGCUGAGAAUGUGGUUCAGCUCAUCAACAAGGGCGCCAAGGUAGCAGUUACCAAGCAUGGCCGGACUCCCCUGCACCUUGCUGCCAAUAAGGGCCAUCUUUCUGUGGUCCAGAUCUUGCUGAAGGCUGGCUGUGACCUGGAUGUCCAGGAUGAUGGGGACCAGACUGCCUUACACCGGGCCACGGUGGUGGGCAACACCGAGAUCAUUGCAGCACUCAUCCAAGAGGGAUGUGCCCUGGACAGACAAGACAAGGAUGGGAACACCGCCCUGCAUGAAGCAUCCUGGCAUGGUUUCAGCCAGUCAGCAAAGCUACUUGUUAAAGCAGGAGCCAAUGUGCUUGCCAGGAACAAGGCAGGGAACACAGCUCUGCACCUGGCCUGCCAGAACAACCAUUCUCAGAGCACGCGCAUCCUCCUGCUGGGCGGCUCCCGCGCCGACCUGAAAAAUAAUGCAGGCGACACCUGUUUGCACGUUGCUGCGCGCUAUAAUCACUUGUCCAUCAUUAGGCUCCUCCUCAGUGCUUUCUGUUCUGUCCAUGAAAAGAACCAGGCUGGAGACACAGCCCUUCAUGUUGCUGCUGCUCUAAAUCACAAGAAGGUGGUUAAAAUCCUACUAGAAGCUGGAGCAGAUGGGACCAUUGUGAAUAAUGCAGGCCAGACUCCGCUGGAGACUGCCCGCUACCACAACAAUCCAGAAGUCGCUCUUCUCCUCACUAAAGCUCCCCAGGUCUUGCGCUUCAGUCGUGGGCGAAGCCUGAGGAAAAGGAGAGAGAGGCUCAAGGAGGAGAGGAGGGCGCAGUCUGUACCAAGAGAGGAGGUGGCACAAAGCAAGGGAAGUGUCUCAGCAGGAGACACCCCCAGCAGCGAACAGGCUGGGGUCAAAAAAGAGGAAGCCAGAGAAGAUUUUCUGUCCGCCUCCCCAGAGCCCAGAGCAAAGGAUAACAGGAGGAGAAAGUCAAGGCCCAAGGUGUCAGCAUUAUCUGACCUCACCCCACCAGCAAACCAACAGCCUGGACCCCAGAAGGACUCACAUGCUCAUCAUCACCCUAAAAGGAAGAGCAGGCAUCGGUGCUUGUCUCCACCACCACCCCAUGAGUUCAGAGCGUACCAGCUGUACACACUGUACCGGGGCAAGGAUGGGAAAGUGAUGCAGGCACCAAUAAAUGGUUGUCGAUGUGAACCUCUAAUCAACAAGCUGGAGAAUCAGUUGGAGGCAACUGUGGAGGAGAUAAAAGCAGAGCUGGGAUCAGUUCAGGAUAAAAUGAAUACAAAGCUGGGGCAUAUGGAGAAUAAGACCCAGCACCAAAUUCGUGUUUUGGACAAGCUGAUGGUUGAGCGACUCUCAGCAGAAAGGACAGAGUGCCUGAACCGCCUGCAACAGCACUCAGAUGCUGAGAAGCAUGAAGGAGAGAAACGACAGAUGUCCUUGGUGGAUGAGUUAAAAACUUGGUGCAUGGUGAAGAUUCAGAAUCUAGAGCUGAAGCUUACUGGGGACUCUAGGACCUCCCGGGCUAAAUCCACACCAUCUACUUGUGACUCCUCUACAGGUGUGGAUCAAUCAGUGGUGACAGCAGGUCCAGCAGCAGCCUCUGACAGUUCUUCGCAAGUGGUUAGGCCCAAGGAAAAGGGCCCCAACAUGACUGCUACCCACAGACUCCAGCAGGAGCUGUCCUCCUCUGACUGUACUGGCUCCAGACUGAGGAAUGUCAAGGUCCAGACAGCCCAGCUGCCCUUGAAUGAAGCAGCCAAAUGUGACCAGCAGGCUGGGCCAUGUGUCAACAGAGGCACUCAAACCAAGAAGUCUGGGAAGAGUGGGCAGACAAGGCAUCGGGCCCAGCAGCCCAGUGGCACCUGUGGGCGGUCAGCAGCAGGCAACGAGCAGGCUGCCCCUCACGUCCGAGACACUUCCCAAGCCCUGGAGCUUACCCAGUGUUUUUUUGAAGCUGUUUCUACCCAGAUGGAAAAGUGGUAUGAAAGGAAGAUUGAAGAAGCACGAAGUCAAGCCAAUCAGAAAGCCCAGCAAGACAAGGCCACACUCAAAGAACAUAUUAAAAGUUUAGAAGAGGAACUUGCUAAACUGAGGACGAAGGUGCAGAAGGAAAAUUAGGACAUGGAGAAUAGAACAAGAGAAUUCUUGAGGAUUUCUAGCUUUGCAACUGCAGAAUAGCUAUGGCUAAGAAGUGAAUUAUUGUACAUGUAACAGAUAUGCCUUUUAAAAAAUCAUUAAUUUCUAAAAUAUGCCAGACAAGUGCUUCAUAUACCUGAAGUUACAGAGAAGAGACUUCAACAAUUAAGUUGAAACCAGGGGAAGCUUGCUAUAUUAGGUUUCAAUACAAGCCCUAAACCUCAGUCCAGAUUCAUCUGAAGGUCAAAAGUUCAGAUUAAGCAAGCCAAACUAAGAAACAGAAUGAAGUCUAAACCUUAACCCUUAAAUUCAACAUGUGUGAAAUUAUAAGUCAAAAGCAAGAAAAUUAAAUCCUUGCAAACUCAAUGAGUCAUUCAUAUGAAUACACCUGCUGUGCCUAGACAAGAGUGUCUUUAUAAGAGAAGUGUAAUUCUGAGAUGUGCUCAACCCACUUUGUCAGAACCCAAUCCUCAAAAUGGUGUUUUAACCAGGUGAAAAUUUACCAAACAGAUUUUUGAGGGGAAAGAGAUUUUCAUGAUGUCAUAAUUCAGUAUAUCUUAAUUUUUUGAAAUGUCAAGAGAUUAAAUGAUGAGUAAUUGGCUAACAGGACUGGAAAUGUUAAUAAUUAGCUAAAAUGAGAAAAUUUCAAAUGACUUCAUUAUGGUUACUGUAUUUUCAACCAAAAAAAAUCAAUGAUAGCAGAUUAAUGGAAAGAACAUUCAUGUAACAAGUACCUGAAACUUCUAUAAUCCACUCAUAAACCUAAUUACCUUAGAGUACCUUUCUGAAUGAGAUUGAUCUACUUUAAUAUUUUUUAAAGAAUAUUCCUUUAAAGUAUUUCAUUUUAAAUUGAGUUCUAUCACUAAAGAACCUUAAACUUUCUAUGGGUUUGUAAUGACUGUGUUUAUGCCAUGUUCAUGUCAGUGACUAGCUUGAAAUCUCCCCAGCUUGAUGGAGCCCUUAAGACUUUACUUUGGUAGCAAUGAAAUGAACACAGGGAAAAGGCUGUCAAAGCAGCUUGGUUAUGCUGAAACUCUGGAUUUAAUUAUCUUUCAAGGUUUUUGUUCUUUGAAAUGUGAGAUUUUAUCAAUGUCCUCAAAAUUUCACAUAUGAUAGAAAUUUCAAUUCUGUUUCUAUAAACAGGAAACUAGUUAACUAUUGGCCAUAAUUGUGAAUAAAAUAGUGCUUAUUGAGCCAAAGAAAAAUGACUUGUUGACAUGGAAAUACCCUGAAAAACAGUAUGCUCUUAGUCCCUUUGUCAAGCUCACAGUUUUGGGGUUUUUCUGAUAGUGACAAUCCACGGAUAUAAACAUUUCUUAAAAAUAUAAUUCAGUAUCACUGUUAAAGCUGAAGAUGAAAUGCAUGUGAUCUAAAGUUGAUGUCAUGUGCCAUGAGCUGUCAUGUUUCUCAGAUCCACGGUAGGGAAGUUCUUCAGCUCAUUGGGUUGAUCAUCUAGGGGCUGUUCACUCUUUUCAUUUCACUAUCUGUUCUUAAUGUAGAAUCACAGUUUUGUAGAGCUAGGUGGUAUCUUCAGUUUUCUAAAUCUAUUCCCAAGACAUCAAAAAUUUCUGUAGGAUCAUUCCUCAAUAUCUACUGAUUUACUGGGACCUGCCUAACAUUCUGAGAUAAAAUCCUGAUGAGUUAAGUCAUGCCCCAAGCAGGCGUUAUUUUUACUUAUCAGAACAUUUUCUUUCCUCAAGGUUUCCUCGUGAAAUGCUGAAAUCAAUUUUAACUGAACCAUCAAGGCUAGACUAUAAAGUGCUUUGGUGGGAGUAUUUUGGUUAUAUACCUCCUGUCCAUUAGGAGCAGGGAGCUAGCUUAUCACUGUGAACUGGGUAUUUUUGUCAAAAGUCACAGCUAGGGAAGAGAUGAGAGAGGAAUUAGAAAGGUCAAAUGGACCUAGUCCAGCAGUCUACAAGGAUGUCUCUUGGUGCUCUGUCACAAAAGAGAAAACCAAGAGAAGCGGCAAACAGAACAGAGUUAGUCAGCUUUCUACUCAGUGGGCUCAAGUGUCAGUGAAGACCAACACAAUAGUGUUGCAAUUUCAACAACUCUGUCAGGUCUUUUUUGUUCCUUAGCAUCAUGAAAACAACUGCAGGUCUAGUGUGUAUUUUCCCGUAUUUUGCCCCUGAGCUAUCUGCUACAAAUGCUCCAACUUUAUUUUUCUGAAGAAACAGAACUAUUAGCAAUUUAUAGCUUGCCAUGUAGGCUGUAUUUCAGUUUGAAGCUGAAACUUUCAAUACCUGUGGGGAAAAGUGAUAUAAAACAGAAAAAAGCUGUACAAUAUUACAAUGUUUUAAAAUUGUUAGUACAUUAUUUCAUUGUGUAUACUAAAUAUAUGUGAUAAACUGAAUGUUAGUUCUAAUCUCACUUUUGACUUUGGGAGCCCAAAAUAAAGGAAAUAUUUUUAUGUUUAUACCUCUUUUUUGAGUCAAAGGUUGAUAUACUGAGAAGCAUGUUCCUUGUCUUCCAUUUAGUAUUUUUAUCACCUUGAAUUUGUGUCUCCUCCAAGUAUCAAACAUUGUUCCCAAUACUACAGACCUUAAACUCAUUAAAAAAUGAAAACGUGA